AUGGGUUUGCCCGUCGGUGCAGUCAUCAACUGUGCAGACAACUCGGGAGCAAAGUCGCUAUACGUGAUCGAGCCAUACGGAACUGGCGCACGUCUGAAUCGUCUACCUGAUGCGUCGGUUGGCGACAUGUUCGUCGCAUCCGUCAAGAAGGGUAAACCAGAGCUUAGGAAAAAGACUAUGCCUGCCGUGGUCGUCCGACAACGCAAGGCCUGGCGUCGUCGUGACGGUGUCUUCCUCUACUUUGAAGACAACGCCGGUGUCAUCGUCAAUGCAAAGGGUGAAAUGAAGGGCUCUGCUAUUACCGGUCCAGUAGCAAAGGAAUGCGCUGACCUAUGGCCGCGUAUCGCCUCGAAUGCCGGUACCGUGGUAUAA
This is a messenger RNA of Serendipita indica DSM 11827, 372 nucleotides long. Lineage: Eukaryota; Fungi; Basidiomycota; Agaricomycetes; Sebacinales; Serendipitaceae. The record is from the annotation of a GenBank genome assembly.